Messenger RNA from Zygosaccharomyces rouxii, 1536 nucleotides. It is a transcript of the gene NUR1, whose product is annotated as Nur1p. Gene Ontology annotation, biological process: maintenance of rDNA; regulation of exit from mitosis. The transcript has a single exon. Lineage: Eukaryota; Fungi; Ascomycota; Saccharomycetes; Saccharomycetales; Saccharomycetaceae. Bases 1 to 1536 code for a protein of 511 amino acids. The record is from RefSeq and is a predicted model, not a curated record.
AUGUCACUGCGUAUUUCGAAAGACGUCUCUGUCUCUGUGAAUACAGCUGAUUUGUUGCCCGAAGAUGAUGGAUUCGAUAGAGUUGAUGGUGAUAACCGUGGUUGGUUUAGUGUAUUUCUAGGACUCUUCAACACACAUCCUUCUGAUUGGAAUAUCGCUUUAAAUGAGGCUAUAGAGACUAUUGAUUGGGAUUCUAAGUCUAUUACAUUGGCUCAACCUUUGGGAAAUUUUUUUACUUUUGCAUUUUAUGUGGUCAGAUUACUUCAAUUGAGUUUGAUUAAGCCCAAUUUGAGUAGGAUUAAUGAGAAAACUGACCACUUUGAUCUUUCGAAAUCUGAGAUGUUGAAGAAAUAUGAGUAUUUGUACCAUUUCACCAAUGAUAAAAAUCAAUCCGUUGGGAACGUAUACUACAGGUUUUUGGGAAGGUUGGGAAAAUUUUUCGAUAUUUGUAUUGUGCUUCUCACAUUUACCAAUGGUUUCAUUACCUAUAAAUUUUUUUGGGGGAAUUUUAAGAUGUAUUGUCUAUUUUAUUUGAAAAAGGGACCUCAUCUGAGGAACGUUACUAAGGCUUCUUUACAAAAAUUGGGACAGGAUGAUGAUGAUGGAUCUCUAUGGUCCUCCCUACGGUAUUUUUGGAAUGGAACUAAGGAUAAAGAGGGGAGUACUGAUGAUAGGGAUGAUGACGAUGGUGAUAUACAUUAUAAAUUAUUCAAAUGGACACCUUCGCAAUUCAUAACCAUGCUUUUCGUCUCCUUUGCCCCUACGGCCGUCGUCUUUCUAUUGUUUACAGAAGUUUCAUUCCUUACUUUGAUCGCGGUGAUCGUCCAUCAGUGGGUUCUUCACCGUUUAGUAAUUGAUUGUUACGGCAACAGGCUUGUGCAUGAAUCCGUCAUUGCCAGCGCAAAUCUAGCUGAAGUAGAAGCUAAGUUUGUUAAACCUCGAAUGUCUAAAAAGGUUCAAGAUGUUGCUAUAGACUGCACACCCCAUGGUGAUGGAAUGGUUAAAUUUUAUCCUGCAUUGACUACAAACAGAUCUCACAUUUUCCAAACACAUUCUCUAACAGGAGAAUUGAUAACAGAAACCUUUAACCCAUCAACCAAAGAAUUUGAGGAUUUACAGACAGAGGGAACUACACACAAUGUGAUAAGGACAGCGCCCUAUGCUGCUGGGGAUUUACUUCACAGGGAUCCAUAUUGGUAUCAGAGAAAUAUGAUCAUGAGGGAUGUAGCGCAUCGUCCUUACUUUCACAGCAGAGAAGUAAGCCCGACGAGGUACCAUCCUUCGAGAAUAAGUCCCCGUCCUGGUCAAUAUUCGCCGUUAGUGUCAUCGACAUCUGGAAUGUCGACACCGUUAAUGAGACCUGAUAGAUCUCCAUUCCUAAACACAAGGCCUUCUUUAGGAGAACGGGAAGAAUUAUUCCACAGAGGCAAUUCUAGGAGUCCAUUACGACAACCCAUUGAGAACUUCAAAUCGUUGGAUCGAUCUUCUGAUUCUCAAAGCCCCAUAAGGAGGCAUAAUGGGGAUUCGGAUGCUUAA